UCAUCAAUUAGAAUAAACAGCAUCGGUAUCCAGGAGAGGACGUCCGCUGAAAUCAUCAAGAAAUGGAGAGAUAUUUCAUCUCAAACUAAAAAGAAAGAGGCCCAUUACAGAAGGGAACUUGUAAGAACUGGCGGUGGACCUGCUCCUGCUCCUGUCAACUCCUCCGACAUCGGUCAAAAGGUUGUUGCAAUAAUAGGCAAGACAUCAAUAGAAGGUGUAGAAGGCGGGUUUGAUACAGAUGAUGUUAAUGAGGUCGAUCUCUUUAAGGUAGAAGAUGUGUGGCUCUCGCCAGCUACAUCUACAUCUGAGCUAGCUGCCGUCCCAACACCACGGCAAACCCCAGGUCCAUCCUCUAGUGAACAAGCCGCUACCCCAACACUUCUGGAGGCUCCAGAGAAGCACCUUCAACCAACCAAAACGAAUGGGUUUUUCUGA
Molecule: messenger RNA, 435 nt
Organism: Saccostrea cuccullata (small rock oyster)
Lineage: Eukaryota; Metazoa; Mollusca; Bivalvia; Ostreida; Ostreidae
Exons: 3
Cellular component (GO): nucleus
Source: RefSeq, a predicted model, not a curated record